Cornus florida is the source of this 869-nucleotide messenger RNA. RefSeq lists its product as uncharacterized. Lineage: Eukaryota; Viridiplantae; Streptophyta; Magnoliopsida; Cornales; Cornaceae. The record is from RefSeq and is a predicted model, not a curated record. Gene Ontology annotation, cellular component: nucleus. The coding region runs from base 132 to 734 and encodes 200 amino acids. Gene Ontology annotation, biological process: maturation of SSU-rRNA from tricistronic rRNA transcript (SSU-rRNA, 5.8S rRNA, LSU-rRNA). The transcript is spliced from 4 exons.
GAUGGAAAUACAAUUGCAAGACAGGGAGGGAGUGUAUACAGAAGUUGCCGGUGAUCGCCGACACUCCACCAUCUCAAUUUAUAUACAAAAGUUAAGGUUAGGGUUAGGGCUUUGCAGAGACAUUCUUUCAAAUGGUUUCUGGCGGAGUAACAGAGCUCUCAGCAGAGGGUGUGGGACAGCUCCAAGAAGGCAUCGGUUUAGUUCUGUCUCGAUGGACCGCGCUUCAGAUGGCCGUCGAGAACGAGUGGGGCGGACGUGACUCUCGCCAACAAUCCCAACAACUCGCCGCCGAUAUCUUCUCUUGGCUCACCCAAUCAAAAGAGCCUCUAUUUAUUGAUGAUUUAGAAGAAAUGCUGGAUGAGUUUAUGCUUUCCAUCAAUACUCAGAUUGAAGAUGGCAGUAUUGAGGAGGUUGCAGAAAAAUUAAUGGUUAUGCAUGAAGAUUGUCUUGAUGGUAACUAUAAGUCGAUUGAUAGCCUGAAGGAAACCAUUCCUCCUAGGGGUGCGGUUCCUCCCAUCAGACAGACUGUCAGUGAUGAUGAUGAUGAUAGCGAUGAUGAUCAGAGCUUGGACAAUGAUGAUUUAACAGAAAUGGCAGUUGAUGGUCCGGAACUUCAGUUGAAUUCGAAUUGCACAGAUGUGAUGGUUGAUGACCCGAGACCUAAUGAAGCGGCUCAAGUGGAGGAUGGGUGGACGGUGGUUGCCUCUAGGCGGAAUGGGGGUAGAAGGAACUAAGGUGCAACUCGAGACAUUUUUUUCCCCUGUUUUUCUCUCGACAAAUGUAUUAAAUAAUUGUUGUGGACAAAUUGUAAAAUUGAUAUCCAGACAUUGAAUCAAGGUCAUAAACAUCCAUUGAAUGGAUAUGCUGAA